AUGUAAUAAUAAAUAGCUUAAAACAGCGAAUAAUACAUUAAAACUGUGUUUGAUAACUUUGAUUACAUAAAAACCAAAGUUAAUAAUGAAUUUGAAUAAAUUUCUAAUGGAAGAAUAGUUCUUAUAUUUCUAGGAAAAUUUGAUUAACAAUUUCACACUUUCUAUUAACAUUUUAUCAUUAAGCAAGUUCUUUUAGACACCGAAUAUUAUAAAUUAAUUAGAAUAGAAAAAUAAGGAAAAAUUAGUUAUCUAUUAAAUUUUCCUUUAAUCUUAUAAUAUAAUUAACAAGAUAAUUUAAUAUAAUAAAAUCUAUGUAUUUCAAAAAUAUAUGCUGAAAAAGCUUUUCAGAAAAUGCAAAAAUGCAAAUUUCAUUUAAUUGUAGAUGCAAAUUAAAUAUUUGGAUAGGAUACAAGAGAGAAGGUAAUUAUUAUUAGUUUUGAUUCAGUUUUUCACUUUGGAAAAUAUUAUUUUUAAGAAAAUUCAUUUUCAUUGCUGAUACCAUCAUAAGAUAGAUGGAAUUUAUGUAAAGUUACUAAUGAAAAUGAAUAUAAUUCUAGAGUAGUUAAUUAUAAUGAAGUUUUAAAGAAUAUCUUUUAAAUUAAUUCUUACACAUCCCUAAAAAUAAUUUAACCAGAUGAUUUUUUGAAUUAUGGAAAAAUGAUGCAUUACUUAAAAAAAAAUUAAGAUCUUUUAAUAUAUUUAUUUAAUGGUCUAUUAAGCAAUUUUUAAAAGCAACUUUUGUUCUUAUAAUAAAUGCCAAUAAUACUAUGUCAAGAUGACACCAAUUAACAAGUUGAAAGAUAUUUAAAAGAAUUAGAAAAAGAUCUUUUGAAUAUUCAGAAUCAUAGUUUUGCUGACAUGAAGAAAGUUUUUACAUUUAUAAAUAAAAUUAAUAAAGGAAACAUAGCAUUAGAGUUAAAUGAAAGAAUUAAAAGAAAAAACAGCAUAUAAAUGAAAUAGUUCUUAAUUGACAAUAAUAUUUAAAAUAUAAAUAUUCAACCUAUUUUUAAUGAUGAAAUUGAAAAUAAAUUAAAUUAAAUCUUUGCUUUUUUUGACAAAUAUGAUAUAAGUUCAUAAAAAAUUAAUAAAAUUACAGAAUUUAACAAUUUGAAAAUCAAUCUUAAAUUUUGGUGUGAAAAUUGUGAAUAAUUAAUAGAAAAUAUUCUUUAUGAACUAAAAUAUAUAGUAAAGAGAAUACAAGAAGGACCGAAAAAUAAAAUUGAAAAUGGAAUCUAUUUUAUAGGAGUAACAAAAUCAGGAAAAUCUACAAUAGUUAAUUCAAUUAUUAAUCCUAAUAAACUUUAAAGUAAAAAAAUUUUAGGUUAGAAAUGUUACUUAAUUUAACAAGGAAUUUAAACCAAAUUUAAAAUUGAUUAAGGAGAAAUUAGUGAGACUUAAAAAAUUAGUGGAAUUUAUACUGGUUAAAAGGAAGAGCUUACUCAAUUCUUUAAUAAUUAAGGAAAUAAUGAAUAAGAAUAAGAUGUUAUAAGUUGUGAAGAAUUAAUAAAUGUUGGAUUCAUUAAUUAAUUACCUUAAAAUUUGUUUAUUUUUGAUUGCCCUGGUUUUGAUGAUAAUAGAAAUGAAUUAAUGAGAAUUGCUCAUAGAAUAAGUUUGUAUAAUUAUUUCCAUUAAACUAAAAAUAUCAUUGUUUUUUUUGUGAUGGACAUUUCAAAUUAAAAAUUUGAACAUAUUAAAAAUACUUUUGAUCCAAUAUGUUGUCUAUUAAAGAAUAAAGAUGAUAUAGAAUAAAAAUUUAAGAGUUGGACGAAUCUCAUUUUAACAAAAGCCGAAAUAAAUUAAAGAUAAGAAUAUUUAGACGAUUGGGAAAUAGCCUUUAGAGGAUAAUUAGAAUAAAACUAUAGCUUCUAUAAAAAGCUAUUUAAAGAUGAUGAAACUUGUUUAGAAUUUCUAAAACCAGCAUAAGAUGUUAAUUAAGAUAUUUUUAGACUAGCAAGAUCUAUUACUGAAAGAGUGUAGAAGUAACUUUAGUAAGUAUAAUGCAAUCCUGACUUUGAACUUAUCCUUGAUGAAAAACUCUGGAUGCUAUAUUUAAAAUGUAUGCCUAAAAUACAGAAAAGAUUAGAAUAAAUAUUUCAAUUAUUUAUUUCGUAAAUAGAUUAAUACAUUUUGAAUAGUAAUGAAGAUCUAGAGAUUAUAUAGGAAUAAAUUUAAAAACUUAAAUAUUGUUUACUUAAUUAAGAAUAAAAUAAAAUUAUUCAUGGAUUGGAUUUGAAUAAUUGUAUAUCUAUACUUUAAAAGAUAUCAUAAUGGAUCUAGGGUAAUUAAAAUAUAAAAGAAAUUUGUUUUUUACUUGAUGCAUAUAUCAAUGAUAUAUCGUCUAUUUUUAAAAUAUCAGAAUAUUGCAAGAAUACUUUGAUAUUGCAAUUUGAAGUCAAAAUAGAUAAGUUAGUUAACAAGAUUGAAACUAUCCUNUGUGAAAAUUGUGAAUAAUUAAUAGAAAAUAUUCUUUAUGAACUAAAAUAUAUAGUAAAGAGAAUACAAGAAGGACCGAAAAAUAAAAUUGAAAAUGGAAUCUAUUUUAUAGGAGUAACAAAAUCAGGAAAAUCUACAAUAGUUAAUUCAAUUAUUAAUCCUAAUAAACUUUAAAGUAAAAAAAUUUUAGGUUAGAAAUGUUACUUAAUUUAACAAGGAAUUUAAACCAAAUUUAAAAUUGAUUAAGGAGAAAUUAGUGAGACUUAAAAAAUUAGUGGAAUUUAUACUGGUUAAAAGGAAGAGCUUACUCAAUUCUUUAAUAAUUAAGGAAAUAAUGAAUAAGAAUAAGAUGUUAUAAGUUGUGAAGAAUUAAUAAAUGUUGGAUUCAUUAAUUAAUUACCUUAAAAUUUGUUUAUUUUUGAUUGCCCUGGUUUUGAUGAUAAUAGAAAUGAAUUAAUGAGAAUUGCUCAUAGAAUAAGUUUGUAUAAUUAUUUCCAUUAAACUAAAAAUAUCAUUGUUUUUUUUGUGAUGGACAUUUCAAAUUAAAAAUUUGAACAUAUUAAAAAUACUUUUGAUCCAAUAUGUUGUCUAUUAAAGAAUAAAGAUGAUAUAGAAUAAAAAUUUAAGAGUUGGACGAAUCUCAUUUUAACAAAAGCCGAAAUAAAUUAAAGAUAAGAAUAUUUAGACGAUUGGGAAAUAGCCUUUAGAGGAUAAUUAGAAUAAAACUAUAGCUUCUAUAAAAAGCUAUUUAAAGAUGAUGAAACUUGUUUAGAAUUUCUAAAACCAGCAUAAGAUGUUAAUUAAGAUAUUUUUAGACUAGCAAGAUCUAUUACUGAAAGAGUGUAGAAGUAACUUUAGUAAGUAUAAUGCAAUCCUGA
This is a messenger RNA of Paramecium primaurelia, 3311 nucleotides long. NCBI's taxonomy places the organism in Eukaryota, Ciliophora, Oligohymenophorea, Peniculida, Parameciidae. The record is from the annotation of a GenBank genome assembly.